AAUCCCUCCAUCCAUUUCGCACCCAACAAAAGCUUUCUGAACUUGUAAUAACUCUUGGAUCGGGUUGAAAGAGAAAAGAAAGAGGGAGAAUGGUUUCUUUGAGGUUCUUGGUGGUCUUCAUGUUCAUAAUUUGGUGCACUGUGAUAUGUAAAGCCGAGGUAGCAGGCCAUGAAACCGAUGAUAAUAUGGAGGAAAUGGCUGAGUCCUGGGCUCAAUGGGCCAAAGACAAAUUCUCAGAGGGAUUUGGUAUGAAACCUGAGACAAAGUUGAAGGCCCAAAAUAUUGCAGACGAAGCCGGAGGCGGAGCUGCGGAAUUUGCAAAGCAAGCGAAGGAAAUAAUGGCUGGUGCUGCACAGAUGAGCAAGGAUAAGAUGUCCGAUAUUGCAUCUGGAGCUGGAGAGUAUGCUUCAGACAAGGCAGCGCAAGCAACUGGAGCUGCAAAGGAGAAGGCAGGGGAUAUGAGCGACAAGAUUAAGGAUGGGAAAGAUGAAGCCAUGAAUUCGGCAAGCCAUCGUGUCGAGGAAGCGAAGCAUAAAGCUGAUGAGGCCUAUGGAAGCGCUAAGGACACCAUGACUCAUCAAGCUAAGGUGCAGUAUGAAGCUGCCAAGGAGAAGGUUUCUCAGGCAACUGAUGAAGUUGCGGGCAAGAUGAAGCAGGCCCAAGGCGGCGGCGAGCUUUGAGCAAACCCCUCUCUCUGUCUUUGUGAGAGUUUGCGGUGCAAGUGUAUUUGUACUUGAUUUUGGCUUCUUUAGCGCAUAGAGAAAGUAGGAAUUAGGGAGGAUAUGGAGAUCUUUUCCAGUUUUUUGGUCUUAAGAUUAUCAACUCUUGUGAACUCACAAAAAUAUUUGUUGAUUUGAUUGCUAGACAUGGUGAAAUUUGUGGUCAUAUUAUUUUUCCUGUUGAUUUA
Molecule: messenger RNA, 907 nt
Organism: Amborella trichopoda
Lineage: Eukaryota; Viridiplantae; Streptophyta; Magnoliopsida; Amborellales; Amborellaceae
Cellular component (GO): nucleus
Source: RefSeq, a predicted model, not a curated record